AUGGCUGCCAGACCCGCGCUCUUCACCCGUGGCCUCUCGGGACUCUCCCAGAGCACCACCGCCGACCCCAACUCGCCUAGCGUCAGCUCUCCGGCCGACCAGCGCGACGAUGCAAAGCGCAACUUCCUAAAGGCCAUGCGUCCUCUGCCGACACAACACUACUGGAACGUUUAUUUUGACAAGCAGGCUAAGGACCAACAGAAGGCGGCCGGCGAGGAGGAAUAUAAGGUGCAGCUGGAGCAGCUCGGCUCGCAGAUCGAGUCUGUCCAGGACUUUUGGAAAUACAACAACAACACCCCCGUCGACCAGAUCAAGAUGCGCGAAUCCAUCUACCUUUUCAAGCAGGGCUUCAAACCCAUCUGGGAGGACCGUCGCAACAUCAACGGCGGUGCCUGGACCUUCCGCGUGCCCAAGGCCAUCGGGCCCGACGUGUGGACCCGUGUGCAGCUGCUGGCCAUUGGCGAGAAGUUGCAGAGCGUUCUGGACGACAACGACCAGAUUUGCGGCGUCGGCCUGUCAGUCCGCUUCAACUCGCACCUCAUCUCCAUCUGGCACCGUGACGGCUCCAAGCAAAAGUCCAUUGAUGCCAUCCUCGAGUGCGUACUCGAAGAGCUCCCCGCCGAGCUGCGUCCCAAGGCCGACAACUACUUUUACAAGCGUCACCAGGACCACGCUGGCUUCAAGGCCCCCCCCGAGCUCCAGGCUGUCAUCGAUUCUCAAAAGGCCGCCGCCGAAAAGGCAAAGGCGGCGGAAGGUGCGACGGCUUAG
This is a messenger RNA of Colletotrichum graminicola M1.001, 768 nucleotides long. RefSeq names its product eukaryotic initiation factor 4E. Gene Ontology annotation, cellular component: eukaryotic translation initiation factor 4F complex. Gene Ontology annotation, biological process: translational initiation. The transcript has 3 exons. The record is from RefSeq and is a predicted model, not a curated record. Bases 1 to 768 code for a protein of 255 amino acids. Lineage: Eukaryota; Fungi; Ascomycota; Sordariomycetes; Glomerellales; Glomerellaceae. Gene Ontology annotation, molecular function: translation initiation factor activity; RNA 7-methylguanosine cap binding.